This is a messenger RNA of Mytilus californianus (California mussel), 384 nucleotides long. Its product is annotated as NADH dehydrogenase [ubiquinone] 1 alpha subcomplex subunit 2-like. Lineage: Eukaryota; Metazoa; Mollusca; Bivalvia; Mytilida; Mytilidae. The transcript is spliced from 3 exons. The coding region runs from base 7 to 294 and encodes 95 amino acids. The record is from RefSeq and is a predicted model, not a curated record.
CAGAAAAUGGCGUCUGCUAAAGCACUCCGCUUUGGUCAGAGUUUAAAAGAGCUAAGAAUUCAUUUAUGCCAGAAAUCUGCUGCAAGUCAGGGCGUCAGAGAGUUCAUAGAGAAUUUCUAUGUUGGUGUUAAGCAGAGCAAUCCUAAAUUUCCUAUCUUAAUUAGAGAAUGCAGUGGAGUACAACCAAAAGUGUAUGCCAGAUAUGAAUUUGGAAAAGAACAUAGCCUACCAUUAUCCAACAUGACAAAAGAUCAAGUGUUGGAUGCUUUGAAAACAUUAUCACAGAGAUCUUGAUAUUUAUAACAAGCUGGUUGUUUGUGAAUGGCUAAUAGUUUUGUUCAUACACGUGACUUAAAGGACUGUAAAAUAAAUCUUAAACUAGAA